AUGCAUAGUAGUUCCCGCAUAUUAGUAUCAGUUGGAAGCUCCCGUUUGUUUUGUGUGCGAGGAAUCAGUGCGUCCCUGCAGCUGGCUUUGCCGUUGCCUAACCGGGAUCAUCAACCGUACUAUGCUAGUGGCAAAUCAAAGAAGGAACAUCAGAGAUGGUUGACAUCUUCUAGUACUACCGGUAGUACUACUAGUAGUAAAACGAGUACAAGUGAUAAGUCGGAUGAUACCCAGAAACCAGAAUUGCUCUACGAAGGACCCAUGAGCUCCUUGAUCACCAGUUUGAAAGUGUUUUCUCUGUCGUCCGCUAUUCUGAGCAGCGUGGGACUUCCUGCCUUGGUUGUUUUCAAGGGAAUGGACACGUUUGGUGGAAUCCAUGUGGCCAUGAUCACCACCACCGUUAUGGGCGCUUGUGCCUCGACCAUCGGAUUGCAAUGGAUCUUUGCGCCCUACGUCUACACGCUGGAACGCAUUCCCAUUCGACAGUGUCACUACGUCAAAGCCAGCCCCGAAGAGGACAGUCCGCGAGAAGAAAAGGAAUCCUCCUCCUCUAACUCUCCCUGUUUGCUCAAGGCAACCACUCGCAGCAUCUUUCUAACACGCAUUCAUCAUGUGUUUGAUCCAGAGAUGGAUGUCUCUCCAGCUCCAAGAUCCACCAUUCGACCAUUCUGCAGCUUCUUUGUCAAGGGAAAACCUCUCUACAUUCACGAACAAUUGAUUCAAAGUCCCCAAUUAUCCAAAGCUCUAUUCGUCAAUAAAGCGGAACCCAUCAAGACACACAAGAAUCCAGAUCCAGAUGAUGAGUUCUUGUAA
Seminavis robusta is the source of this 813-nucleotide messenger RNA. Lineage: Eukaryota; Bacillariophyta; Bacillariophyceae; Naviculales; Naviculaceae. The record is from the annotation of a GenBank genome assembly.